AUGGCGGCGCAUCAGAUGGGCAAGUUUGUGCGACAAAAGAAUGGCCUGCCGGACGAUGCUCAGCGCUCUGCUGGCGCCAUCGACCAGAAUCAUGAUGAUCUGAAGAUUAAUCCCAAGCGGCCGAAGGGUGCUCACCCACACAAGGUGAAAGCGCCUAGGCAGGAUUCUUGCGAGCAUCCAGGACACGGCGGCCAGCCCUUCUACCAGGAUGACACCAGCCCUGGCGGGACUUCGACUACUGCGAGCGUGAUGGAACAGCAGCGCGGUGUGAAGCGAGAGCCACCUCAGGAUGAUGGUAAUCACCGCGCAGGGCAGCAGCCAGUGGGUGGCAACGAGAGCCAAAGCUCAGAAGGCGCCGAGGACGAGUACGAAGACGAGGAGGACCGCGAGAGCUCGGACGAGAAUCCCGUCGACGAUCCACUUCUGAACUACGGCCAUUCCCUUAAUGCACAGCAGUCUCAGAUCUAUGCCGAACUCGAUAGACGCGGCGCCGGUGAAGACUCACGAUUGCCAGAUGUCGGUCAUAUGAAAGGUGACUCAUACCCCACCACAUCUGGCGGGCAGUCAGCGGUCGAAGUCGGUCAUUACGACGGGCCUGAUGAGCGGUAUCAUGCCCAGAAGCCUUACCAUCGUAAUCAAUCUUCUCCGAAGCGCAAAGCCGGACACCAAGGCCACGACCACCGCGGCGCCGGCCCUACGGUCCAACCAAGACCAGAGCCUUCAGUGUCCACGACGGAAGCCCCUAGCUACCCUAGUAGCUUUGUUAGAAGGCCUGACCUACCUGUCGCUACCAAAAACUCGGCCCCUCCUGGAUUCAUGAGGGCCCCUGCGGGUCAAGGAAACCUCAAUUUCAAGCGUCAGGUUGUCCCGCACGCUGCCAACGGAGCUGGCGCGAAUCGGCCUACCGUUCCCGUAACCAACAACGCUGCUCAGGCGGCACCUGCUGGCAAGCCCGCGCCUGUGGUGGUCGAGGGUACGAAGACACGUUCCCAGGCUCCCGUUGAGAUGCCACAACACCUGAAGCCUCACAACUUGGAGAACCGCCCGACCUCGCGACCUGAUAGCCACAACUCAGCUGCCGAACAGGUGGAUGCGCGCACCGCUGGUAAGCCGGGAAUCAACAAUGCUGGUGCACGAAAUCAUGAAGAGUACUCGUCCUCCGCCGCAUCCUCACCUCCAGAUGAUUCAGCACAUCUGGGCGACCAGCUCGAUUAUGAGCCUCAAGACCUAUACCGCAUGGGCUUUGGAGAACUCAAAGAUCAAUCUUUCGACUUCGACCCAAGCGCGGCAGAGCUUGGGCUCCCAGAAGUGCACCCGAGCAGCACCAUCGAGGAAAAGGUCGCCGCCGUCAUGGCGCUCCAACAGCAGACUCAGGCAGACUUCUUCGCGAGUCUGUCACUGGGAGAAUGGGAGCAAGCCGGCGAUUGGUUCUUGGGGCGCUUUGGUGAGGUUCUUUCCAAGAUGAAGGGCGCUCGACAGGAGAAGCGCAGCGCAGCGCAGACGUUCGAAGGAGAGAUCAGUGCUCGCUAUCAAGCGGUCGAGAAGAAGCGCGAGUGGUGCGAGGGUACUCACGCCGAAGAGAACGAGGAAUCAGUGAGGUCGAACGGCGGAGUGGAUGUGAAGGAGGGAGUUCUGCGCUAG
Molecule: messenger RNA, 1641 nt
Organism: Saxophila tyrrhenica
Lineage: Eukaryota; Fungi; Ascomycota; Dothideomycetes; Mycosphaerellales; Extremaceae
Exons: 2
Coding region: 1-1641 (546 amino acids)
Biological process (GO): nucleolar large rRNA transcription by RNA polymerase I
Cellular component (GO): RNA polymerase I core factor complex
Molecular function (GO): TBP-class protein binding; RNA polymerase I core promoter sequence-specific DNA binding
Source: RefSeq, a predicted model, not a curated record